Messenger RNA from Cutaneotrichosporon oleaginosum, 1419 nucleotides. RefSeq lists its product as uncharacterized. The record is from RefSeq and is a predicted model, not a curated record. NCBI's taxonomy places the organism in Eukaryota, Fungi, Basidiomycota, Tremellomycetes, Trichosporonales, Trichosporonaceae.
AUGCUCGCAACUCGACCGCUCUCCGUCGCCAGCUAUCCGCGUUACGUCGGCGCGAGCCAGGUGGUCUCGCCGCUUGUGCCGCACCGCAACCUCCUCCCGCUGCGCGCGCACCCGGCCUCCUCCCCGCCUCCGCCUGCGCACCCCGACCGCCCGCCCCUCCCCCCUCCCCCCGCAGGCUGGGAGCGGAGCCUGCACGCGGCGCCCGCUGCAUGGCCCAAAAGCAUCGCCGAAGCCACGGGGCCCUUCUCGCGCGCCGAUCACCCGUUCCGCGCCAAGCCUGCGCCCGCCAAAGAGAGCAAGGAGGAGCGCGCGCUGCGCAUCGCCGGCGAAAAGGACGCAUGUAUGCGCCUCCGGCUGGCCGCGGACCAUUGGUCGCUCGAGGAGGGCGUGGCCGCCGGGCAGGCGGGGCAGUGGAUGGCGGCGGAGCGGUGGAAGCGCCGCGAGCGCGUCCCAGGCGGCCUGACGCUCGUGCUCACGCACGCGUGCGGUUUGCAGAAGGAGCACUGGAUACCGUUGAUGGCGGAUCUGCUGUCGCGAGACCCAGGCACUCCCGGAGGGGAGUUUGGCACUGGCGACGCAAUCGGCGGCACCAAUGUCGCCGUCAACGACGUGUGGAUGCUCGACGACACGCACCAUGGCGCAAGCGUCGACUUGAAUGCCGGCCGCCUCGGCCCCGCACACAGCUGGAGCGACACGGGGCGCGACGUCAUCAACUUUGUCGAGCACGUCCUUCCCGAGGUUCAAGCGGCCGAAGGCGAGGCGCCAUGGCAGUUGGCAUGGCACGACCGCACGGCGGGGCGGACCGCGCCGCAGGUCGUCGGCAUUGGACACUCGUACGGCGCCAGCGCACUUGUGCAGGCGGCCAACGCGCGCCCCGAGCUCUUCUCCUCUCUCUUCCUUAUCGAGCCGAUGUGUGUGCCCCUCAUGGUCAACUUCCCCGACAAGGGAUAUCCGCUGACGGCGGGCGCACUGAAGAGGCGCUCACAUUGGCCCAGCCGUGAGGCGGCGGCGGCGGCGGUGCGCACCAACCCCAUGUUCGCAAGCUGGGACGAGGCCGUCUUCGCGACGUGGCUCUCGCACUCACUCGUCCCCUCCGACCCGGCGCAGCCCGACGGGCCUGUCGAGCUCGCAACGCCGACGUGGGCUGAGGCCGCCGUCUUCUCAGACCCCCACUCUACGCUGCGCGGCUGGGACCUCCUGCCCAACCUCGAGAUGCCGACAGGCUUCCUUAUGGCCGGCGACGAGGUGUGGAUGGCCGGCGAGAAACUCGCGGGCGAGAUGGUGUGGCGGCCUAAGCGCGCGCGCAACGAGCGUAUCAUGGACGCGACGCAUCUCCUCAUCCAGGAGAAGCCGGUCGAGGCCGCCGCGUCGCUGUGGCGCUUCUUGACGACGCUGGAUGCAGGCAAGUGGGACAAGUAG